Molecule: messenger RNA, 596 nt
Organism: Drosophila arizonae
Lineage: Eukaryota; Metazoa; Arthropoda; Insecta; Diptera; Drosophilidae
Gene: Ntf-2
Product: nuclear transport factor-2
Biological process (GO): nucleocytoplasmic transport
Source: RefSeq, a predicted model, not a curated record
GUGGUGCUCGCUAUUGGUCACACUUUCGCCGUGUCUCGCGUUUUCUGUGUCUCUUAGUUUCAUAAAGUCAACCAAAAUAUCUGAUAAGCUGUAUAGUUAGCCUCAAAUUAUAGUCAAGACUUCCAAUUAUAAUUAACUAAAUAAUUCAUCAACAAAAUGGCACUAAAUCCACAAUACGAAGAUAUUGGUAAAGGCUUUGUUCAGCAAUAUUAUGGCAUAUUUGACGACCCGGCGAACCGCGCCAAUGUGGUAAACUUUUACAGUGCAACGGAGUCCUUUAUGACUUUCGAAGGACACCAAAUCCAAGGAGCGCCAAAAAUACUUGAGAAAGUCCAGAGCCUCACUUUCCAAAAGAUCACUCGAGUAAUUACAACGGUAGAUUCGCAGCCCACAUUUGAUGGUGGUGUUUUGAUAAAUGUCCUCGGACGACUACAGACCGAUGAGGAUCAGCCGCAUGCGUAUAUUCAGACCUUUGUACUGAAACCUGUGGGCGUUAGCUUCUUUGUGCAGCACGACAUCUUUAGGCUUGCGCUGCACAAUGUGUAGCCAAUCGCAAUCAGCUCGACCGAAUGCAACAGCUACAGCAAACAACAACA